Argentina anserina (silverweed cinquefoil) is the source of this 573-nucleotide messenger RNA. Its product is annotated as abscisic acid receptor PYL2. NCBI's taxonomy places the organism in Eukaryota, Viridiplantae, Streptophyta, Magnoliopsida, Rosales, Rosaceae. Gene Ontology annotation, molecular function: protein phosphatase inhibitor activity; abscisic acid binding; signaling receptor activity. The transcript has a single exon. Gene Ontology annotation, cellular component: nucleus; cytoplasm. The record is from RefSeq and is a predicted model, not a curated record. Bases 1 to 573 code for a protein of 190 amino acids. Gene Ontology annotation, biological process: abscisic acid-activated signaling pathway.
AUGGAGUUGAGCCGAAGUGAACCUCCUCAGGGGCUAACCUCCGAGGAACUUUCCGAGCUUGAGCCCCUUAUUGGCACCUACCACAAAUUCGAGCCGUCCCCCAGCAAAUGCACGUCGCUAAUUACGCAACGAAUCGAAGCUCCGACCGGGCUCGUCUGGCCCUUAGUCCGGAGCUUCGACAACCCCCAAAGGUACAAGCAUUUCAUCAAGAGCUGCAACAUGACCGGGGAUGGUAGCGUCGGUAGCAUAAGGGAGGUCACCGUGGUCUCGGGCCUCCCGGCGUCCACGAGCACUGAGAGGCUAGAGAUAUUGGACGACGAGAAGCACGUGCUGAGCUUUCGGGUCGUCGGAGGCGAGCACAGGCUCAACAACUACAAGUCGGUUACUUCGGUGAACGAGUUCGAGAAAGAGGGCAAGGUUUACUCGGUGGUUUUGGAGUCGUAUGUGGUUGAUAUACCGGAAGGGAAUACCGUAGAGGAUACGAAGAUGUUUGUGGACACUGUGAUCAAAUUGAACCUGCAAAAGCUUUCUGUGGUGGCCAUGGCUAAUCUGCAUGGGGGUGGACAAGAAUAG